Fopius arisanus is the source of this 7713-nucleotide messenger RNA. The record is from RefSeq and is a predicted model, not a curated record. NCBI's taxonomy places the organism in Eukaryota, Metazoa, Arthropoda, Insecta, Hymenoptera, Braconidae.
AUGUCAACCAGUGAAUCAGUUGGAAGCUCACGAGAAGGACCUGAAAUAAGUACCCAGGCGCUGACAACUCCGAUUUCCUCUGCAACUCAAUCUAGUCCUGAAGAAAACAUCUCGACAACCCUCGCUACGUCGAUCAUCACAGAAGAAACAUUCGGAACUGAAAAAACAGAAGGAGAGAAUGGAGAUUACGAAACAGAAAUAGAGACCAAAGGAGAAGCCCCUGAGGGAUUAGAAUAUGAGGAAGAAAUUGGCCUUAAAAACUUGACAGAUUAUUUUGAGUACUCGGAGGAAGGCUCCACCAUGAGGUGGGGAACGUCUGCAAGACCUGAAGUGACUCAUAGCUCCGACACUUCAACGCAAACAUCGAGAGAAACUACUCUGGGGAGCUGGAAGACUUCAUCAAGUCUAGAGGUGAUUCCUGAGAAUGUUGGAAUGAGAGGACAGACAACUCAAACAUCUAGAGCUACUUCUGAGUCGCUUCCAAGCUCAGAGAUAGUUUUGGAAGUCUCGAAGGCGACGUCAACUACUGCAGGUCUUCAGGAAACCUCAGAACCAUUUUUGACGGUUUCAGAAUUUGUGAGUGGUACUUCGGCAACUUCUGAGCUUUUUCAGAACUCUGAAACGACUCCAGGACCACUCACAAUCUUGGAAAGCAGUUCGGAAGCAUCUGGAACGAUUUUAGAAGUUUCAACAGCUUUUCUACCAACUUUCGAGGUCUUUCAAAGCUCUAGCACAACUUCAGAGACACUUUUACCUUGGGAAAGUACUUCGGAAGCCACUGCACUAGUUUUUCAAAUUUCAUCAAGUCCUCCAGUGGCUUCUGAGUUAUUUCAAAGUACGGAAACCGCUUAUGGUCGAAUUACAGAUCUCAAAAUGUCCGCUUCAGCUUCAGAGUCAACUCCUUCAACCCCUGGAGUAUCAACAUCUUCCUUUCCAUGGGAAACCCGAGGUCCAACCGAACAAUUGACCAGCAUCAUCACGGAGUACGAAUCAACUCCUUCCGGAAUAACCUUGGAAUACGAAGGAGGCACAUCGUUGACGCAAUCGACAACCGGAGGGUUGAUUUCAGGUACCAAGAACUUCGACUGGCCAGAAGUCUUUCCAGACCUUGAAGAGGGAUCAACCACUCCAGGAUUCGGAGAGAAACCGUUCAAAGUGUCGACAACCACCGAGUUCGUGCUGAAUGUCUCCAUGCCCAAGUUUUUGGAACGACCGGAAACCCCUUCUGAAGAUUAUCCCGACAAAAUUUCCAAGGCCAAGUCACAGACUCUAUUACCUCAGGAAUUAACCAUAGAAAAUCAACUUUCUUUGACAACAUCCUUCGAAAGACUUGAUACAUCUCCAGAGUUUUAUUCAGGAACAGAAGUUCUCUUGUCUUCAUUUUUUCCGGGCGUAAGUUCUAUGCCAUUGACGAAACCUGAGGUGGUCUUCCCCUCAGAAACUACACAGUUAAAACCUGAAGAAGAAACCGAAUCCACAGCUUCAUGGAGUUCUUCAACGGAAGAGAGUGCUGAAUCUUCUGAAGGAACAGCCAAGUCCGAAGACGUAGAAGAAGAAGAAGUGUCAUCAGGUUCUUCAGAGAGGACAAACGAAACUCCAGGUCAAUUAAUAGAAGACGAAGAGACUUUGAAGGAUGAAGAGAAUGAACAGUUGGAACGCCGUAAAAAGCUUAGGAAGAAAAUGAAAGAACUUGAAGAGAAACAGAAAGCUCUUCAAGAUCGAGAAGCCGAGUUCCGCCGUCGGCAGGAGGAAUGGGAGCGUGAGAAAUUAAAUCGUCAGCGAGAAAAAGCGCGUCUCGAAGAAGAGAAACGAAAAACGACGACGACAAUCAGAACUACCACCACCGAAAUUCCUACAACGACCAUUGACUACGCGAAAUUGGAGAAACUCGAAGAGAUGAAGCGGAAGCAAGAAGAGUUGAAUGACGAACUCGAGCGGAUGGAGAAGGAAAUUGUGGAAAAGGAAAAAGAACUUGAGGAGAUGGAGACAACUCUGGCGGAGGAAGAGAGAAAGUAUGAGCAGGAGAAGGAGGAGUUCGAGAAGAUGUGGAAUGAAGAGGAAGAGGUGGAGGAGCGGGAGAAAGAGCUUGCCGAGAAAAAGAAGGAGCUGAAAGACAAAGCGGAAGAGUUAGAGCAAAAAGAGGAAUCUUCAUCAACGGAGGAUGAGUUGGAAUCAACUAGUGAAAAGUCUUGGUCAAUGUCUGAAGAGUUCUCACCAUCGGAAAGAUUAUCAUCCCCCGAAGAUAAAUCCUUGACUUCUAGAAGAGCUUUGUCAACAGAAAUUCCUCCAACGGAGUCAACAUUGAGUUCUUCAUCCACUCCAAAAACGACAUCAGCUUCAUCAACACCUCUUCAGCUACCUGAAACGUCACUCCGCAGGGGUGAAGGUGAUGAUGAAUUGAAAGAGCCGUCAGACGAUUACGUCUUCGAUAAGAACGAAGAGGUAUGGAAGGAGCAACAGCCUUCUGACUCCGAUCGGAAGACAACUGAAGACUACGAAGAGGGAUGCUCAUCUCCGAAGGCAACAGUUGCUCCGAUCAGUCGAGCUCCUCAAGAGGAUGUUGAGGAGUCCAAGAAGGAGGGAAAACUCGAAGAGAGCAAAGUAGCGGAACUACCCGAGGAAUCAUCUACGAAGAAAGUUUGUCUUCACGUGUUGGACGCAGAUAGUCCCUCUGGAACAGUUGAUCCCGGUAGAUACGUCACUAAACUCAUGUGCCUGCCUAAUUUCCGGGGACUUCAUCACCGCUGGGGAAGAUCUAGAGACAACUCUCGACGGCGACGACUUAUGAACGCAGAGGAGACAUCAACAGUUCCAAUGAAUCGGAUUGAUCUCCAGAAAAGAUCGAAGGAUGUCGUUCAUGAGUUCAAGAUCAAACCCAUCGCUUCUCUUGAUCUUGUCCAUGGCGAAUGGCUGCAUAAUGACACUACGAUGCCUCUCCACACGCCCGUGGGUUUCACCAGGGUUUACGAGAGUUGGUCGAAAGUCCCUUUCCAACCUUUCACCUUCAUGGAGGACUUCACCAGGAAGGGAUAUCCAAUUCGGGAUGAAACUUUCAUGCGAAAGCAUUUCAAGCUCAACAAGUUUGAACAGAGAGUGCAGCCAACUCAGGUCAACAGGCUAGCAAAUGACGAGUGGAAAGAAAUCUCUGUUAGACCUCGCGUUGGAGGAACAACUGGAAUUGAUGAAGAAGGGGAACAAAGUGACGUUGAAAAUGAAGGCGAAAAUCGAGGAGAUGAUGACACCAGGGACCAGCGGAGAAGACGGGUCCGUGAAGACUCCGGACGUCCGACUGAAUUUCCCCCAGCGUACGAAGAGAAUUGUCUUCUUCAGCAACAUGGCCGUUGGAGAAGUGACUCCCCAGACCAUGAAGAUUCUGAGGACGAAGAGGAGGAUCGAAAUGAUGAAAAUCAAGUCUUUGUAGAACCGGAGACGGCACGCGAAAGUGACGACUUAGAUGAUGACGCGGAGAGUGAGAAGGAUGAGAGAACUAUUGCCCCUGAUAAUGACGAUCAUUCUGGUGAUGCCAGGAGUAAGGAUGAGCCCGUAAAUGCUGACGAGAGUCCCUCUGAUGGUGAAGAAAAACCGGAAAAUCAAGGAGAAUCUCCUCCGCAAAAUGAAAAAGAAUUAAAAGCUCAUGACAAAAAAAUCUCUGGUGACGCCCAAAACGAGGAAAUAUCGGAUAAGAAGAAUCAAGGUCAUUCCGACGAUUUCCGAGAUGAGGAAGGAAAUUCUGAAGCUAACCCACCAACUGUUCCGAAGAAUGAAGAAGAAUCAUCAUCCCUGACACCAUCAUCUUCUUCUAAAUCCUCUCAUCGACGCGAGACGACCCAGUCUCUCCUAGAGACCUCAACAGCUGAUUACGGAGAUAUUGAAUACGUCACGAGUGAAGAUAUCGAGUCGUUCGAGAGCUCCGACGAAGACGAUGAAGCGAUCCCCGAGAAUGGUUGGCAGGACUAUGAGAGCUCGGAUGAAAGCGAACGCGACCUCCAGAAGCGUGAGGGAAAGCUUCUGUCUUCUCUCAAGUCCCUGAUCCACACGAAGGAGUUGUUAAUGAAUAAAAAAAGAUCGCUAUUGCAACGGGAAGAUCUGCUGAAGCAGAAGAAGAAACUUCUCGAGCAGUCGAAAGCAGAUCUUGAGCAGCGAAAAGCGAAGCGGUCGAAGAGAAAGACGGGAAGGAAUAGCAAGCCGGUGACAUCAUGGCCAACAGAAGGCACUGGUAGGUAUCAUCUUGGUGGUCAUGACAAGUGGGACUCUGGGCUUCUUGAGGACGUCCCUCAGGACUUUAAGAAGGAGAAACAAGCGUUUACAGUUAAUGUUCUUCGAUUGGACUACGACGAGGAGGAGGAGAAUCACAAGUUGAAGUGUGAGGAGCCAGGAAAGGAGGAUCUUGUCGUUAACCAGGGCUUGGUGACCAGGAAAACUGAGGAGACGACCCUGAAAAGAACUUCAUGGAGUUCUGAAUCCACGACGAAGCAGUUCAAGCUCUAUUACGAUCCGAAUUCAGAAGCUGAGGUUGUCGCUGAUGAGAAGUCUUUGGAUGCGGCAGUAGACAAGGGAUUGGGAAAACGUGGAAAGGGAUCCGUGAAGACCACUAAGGCACGAAAUCCACCAGGCACAGAGUGGCCGACGGAGAAGACGAUGGAUUAUCAUGUAGGAGGGACAAAAUUUUGGGACAAAGAAGUCACUGGUAAUCCUAAUGGCCAGAGUUACAGACGGAGGAACAUCAGAGCGAUGGAUUAUAGUGAUGAUGCAGGGGAAGAGGAGGAGGAGGAAGAAGUUACUGAUGACUUCGGCACAACGUGCUACACAUUGCUUCUCAAAAAGGAAGAUGCUGCGGCGUUAACGCAAAAAAGAAGUGUUGAAGAGCAGAUACAAGAACCUGAAGAUGUCGAUGAUGACUAUGAUGAGGGGUUGAAGCUCAGAUUGAGGACUAUCAAAUCAAUAACUCAACUGACACGUGAAGAAUCUCCGAGCAGUAGUCAUGGACAAUUUCGGAGGUCAGAGAAUUUACCAAUCGUCGAUGAGUCAAUUUCUUCGGAGUCUAUAACUCAGGUCAAACAGCGGAAAAAUGAGAGACAAGAAAACCUGCCACAACAUCUACCAGAAACACCUGUUCAAGACCUGAAAAAUUUACCCUUGCUGAUCAGGAUGAACAGCUCCAAGAUCAUCAGAAUGGCUGGUCUUGAUCGUCCACCGAAGGAACUCUACGUCAUGUACAAAUGUGGACCACCGGAGAUAGUGGCUGUGUUCGAUCCUAAAUCAGAAAAUUCUAUGGAUAAUUUUCAAAAUCUCGGAACGCUGCCCACAGCUAUCGGUGCUAUGAAGGACUAUCAAAACAUCAAAGGUCAUUGUAAAGGAUCGGAACAUCCUGAAGCUUCUUCGACGAGUCCUAAAUACAAAACCAUCUUUCCAUUUAAUCCGAACCAAGUUUCCGAAGCUACUAUUGCUUCCAUUCAAGCUCAUAUCCACGGAGAGCUGAACACUUCCUCAAAUUUAUCGAAGAGAAGUUCCCGGAAGAAGAAGAGGAGAAGAAAGGGAAAAAGAAAGGGUCACAAACGACGAAGGAAGCCUCACAGACAUCGGAAGAGAAGAAUACUCAGUGUAACUGAAGAACUCAUCCCCGAGAUUCCAAACUCUAGCUAUCUCUUCACCAUUGCUCAUCGGGAAGAGCCCCACGAGGGGAUCGGAAGGUCUUUAUUGGCCCUGAAGUCCUCAAAAAGGAAAGCCAAAUUCUUGAAACAUAACAAGAAACCUCGACCGACUGGAAAACCGAAGAAGAAAUCCAAGAGGCGAGAAGCCAAGAAAGUCCACAAACGAGAGACGACUUCGAAGAUUAUCUCCAAAACCCCGGGACACUCUGGAAGCACUCCUCAAUUGAUGAACCGAGUCUUCAGUAUCAUCAGAACCCCGAAGGAAACUUCUCAACAUCGAAAUCAAAAAUCUCCUAGAAGUAUCAUCGACACGAUGAAGCAGGUCAUCAACAACGUUAUCGGCCACAACUCGACGACUCCUGAGCCUCAAGUCAACAUCAACCCAGACGAUGAGGACGUAGAAGGUGGUUACACUGAGAUUGUCCAUCAGUCCGCGGGAAAGUUCAUGCCGAAGGAUGAUUUCUCGUCUGAUCGUGAUGAAGAUGAGAGGCACCACAGGAAGAAAACUCAUCACCAUCAUCAUCCUUCUCAUCAUCUCCAUCAUCAUCGUCAACAUCAUAAUCAUCAUCAUGACCACAAGACAAAUCACCUUAAAAAAAAUCAUUCAAAAUAUCAUCAUCACGAAAAGCCUUCAAGGGAGACUCGUGUUCGAUUGUCAAGACCAAAAAUGGCGCCAACUCCGCUCGUCAAACAUAACCUAUCGCCCUUGACGAUCUCUCAGGGUGAACAAAAGUCUCUGAACAUCAGCAGUAUAAUUCCUACGGUGAAGAAUUUGGUGGAGAAUCAAAAUCUUGGAAGUCUCGAGAAGAUCAUUGUUUAUGUUGAUAAAACGGAGGGUUUCAAGAAGAAGAAACGCACUGCUGGUAGAUUUCCCGCCAAAAUCACGUCCAAAUUUCAUGAUGAAGAGAAGAAAGAAGGGAAGAGGUCGAAGGCGGUGGAUAAGAAUCCCAACGAAGUUUAUUUCGACGGUGCGAGUCUAGACGACAUGAUAUCUCACGUGGCUGAUAAAAUCAUAACCUCCGUCUCUGGAUCAUCUCUUCAUGAACUAGAUCCUCAUCUCAACGUUAAAGUAAUUCAGGAAGUGCCCAGUGGCUCUGGAAGUCCUCAUGAAGAGACGAAAUCCGAAUUUUCGAUUGACUUGACAGAUGUUAAUCUCGGAAAAAGCAAGAAAUCUCUGAAAAAGGAUAUCUCGAGGUCAAGUAAGAUUUCUUCUUCAACUCGGUUGACGUCUGGAUCUGGCAAACGGAAGAUGAAUUUAAAAGAGGCUCCGGGGAAGAAGAGAAAUCUGUGGAAGAGUAAAAUUAAGAGGGAGAAUAUUGUUGAGGUGAUCAGGAAGAAACUCGAGGGAGUGUUGAAGAAGAAAUUGAGUAGAACGAGAAGGAAAGCAGCGGCGCAGAGUCUCGAGGAUUCGGAGCAACCGCUGCCCCAUCAUCUGGAUGACUUGGACGAGAAAAUUCGAAUUCUUUAUGCUAUGCAUCAUGGGAAAGAGGAGAAGGAAGGGGAAGAUAAGAAGAAAAAGAAAAGAGGACAGAAAAAUCGCAAACGGUCGAAGAGGGAAGACGACUGGCGGCUGGAUUAUCUCGAGUCCAAUAUCUUCGCUACUGAAAAUGACAAAAAGUCAUUGAAGGGGCUGAUAGAACAGAUCAUGGAUCUCCAGAAGAACGUCAACACGACCUUGCAGAUCAUCAGACGGAGGUUAGACGAGUCCUCUAACAUUCUCGCACGUAAUCUGACUCACGGAAUGGUCACCGACUCGUCUUCAUCAACCACAAUCCAGGAACGAUCCAUUCCGACCAAAAAAACAGACAAACAAAAACUGAAAAAAACUGAAAAGAAGAAAACUGACAAGACAAAAUCGAAGAAGAAACCGACCCCCAAACCUUCGAAGAAAAUAACCAAACCAGAGAAGAAGAAAUCCCAAAAACCGAAGACUAAAGAUUCAAAAAAAAAACCUGAAACAAAUUACGGUGACGAACAGGUGGACAAAAUUGGUAACGAAAUACAAGAAAUUUUGAAGGAAGAGGGAGACGGAAAAAUUGCAGAAUUCAUCUCGGGACGAUGA